Chaetomium globosum CBS 148.51 is the source of this 1944-nucleotide messenger RNA. RefSeq lists its product as uncharacterized. The record is from RefSeq and is a predicted model, not a curated record. The transcript is spliced from 4 exons. The coding region runs from base 1 to 1944 and encodes 647 amino acids. NCBI's taxonomy places the organism in Eukaryota, Fungi, Ascomycota, Sordariomycetes, Sordariales, Chaetomiaceae.
AUGUCGAUCUUUGCGUGGUGUAGCCGCCGCGCUGGCGGCCUGGCGAUGCUGGCCACCAUUGGGCUUUCAUACAUGGUUAUCUCGAACGAACUGGAAAACCGACGACAUACUUUCAAGUAUGAGACACUCGACAGCCUUAGUGCGCCGCAUCGCGACCCGAAAACCGGUGGCGCUUUGCUCAAGUUAUUUACAUACUACUGCCUACUCAUCCACUUUCUGGUCUUCAUCUUCCCGAUCCGAUCCUGCUGGGCUGUUUUCAACAUCACGAGCAGCCUGAAGAAGGCCGCCCGCACGAGGGCCAUGAGGGACAUCAAGUUCGGUCACCGUCGCCGUGGCUCCUCGACUUCGCUUUCCAGCUCCGAGACGUUGACCUCGUCGCGCGAUAUCAGCUCCACCUCGAGCAGCGAAGCCGGUGAUCUGGACCCCGAUUGCUACGGCGACGGCGAUAUCGCCCCCGAUCGCGUCAUUCAUGCCAUCGUCAUCCCGAACUACAAGGAGGAAAACGACACUCUAAGGGAGACUCUUGAGGUGUUAGCCUCGCACCCGCAAGCGCGCAACACCUACGAUGUUUAUCUUGCAAUGGAGCAGAGAGAGCACAAUGCGGAGGCCAAGGCCAUCAGGUUCACCAAUGAGUUCGCUAAGAAGUUUCGUUCAAUUGACUUCGCGAUCCACCCGUCUGACAUUCCCGGUGAGCUGGCCGGAAAGGGCAGCAACAUGGCAUGGGCUGCGCGGAAGCUCAGCGAAAAGUACAACCUGGGACAGCGGAAAGACGUAAUUGUCACGGGCAUUGAUGCCGACAGCCACCUCUCAUCCAAUUAUUUCGCCAAUGUGACGACCAUGCAUGUGGCCUAUCCCGACCUGGCUACCACGACUCUGUACUCGGCCCCUAUCAUUUUUGACCGCAACGCCCACAACGUCCCUGCUAUCGUCCGGGUCGCUGACGUUCUGUGGUCGGCCGCUGGUAUGUCCGGCUUGUACGAGGGCUCAACCAUUGCCCCGCCCACCUCUGUCUACUCCGUACCUCUCGAGCUGGUCGACCGUGUCGGCGGUUGGGAUUGCGACUCCGAGGCCAUCGGUGAGGAUUUGCACAUGUACCUCAAGUGUUUCUUCGCGCUCAACGGAAACCUCACGGUGCGCACUGUCAUGAGCCCCGUCAGCCAAACCAACGUUACCGGUGGUGGGCGCGGCAAGGGACUUGCUGGCAUCGUUCAGGACGUCAGUGCCCGGUACAAGCAGGCUCAGAGGCACAUGUGGGGUGCUCUCGACACCGGUUACGCCAUCAGGAAGGUUGCCGAAGUCUGGAAGGAGCGGAAGCACACCUCGAGGGCAUUCCGGCCUCUGCAUACAUCCAUGAACGACGAAUCAGACAACUACGUUCCGGAAUCGCAAAUCGACGGUGUGGAUGCCGAAGCCGUCCCCGAGAGUGGCAUCUUUUCCGACGUUGUGACCGACACUCUGAAAGGACCCAACUGGGAACGCAUCAUCAUCUUGGGCCAUCGUCUGUUCGAAGCCCACUUCCUGCCGGUUCAAAUGACCAUCUUGAUUGUCGCCUCAACUCUCUACAUGUGGGCUGCCGACGGCACCGGCGACGUGCACGGAGUUGCCUGGGUCUACACCAUCUGCAACGUUCUCCGGACUCUCGGUUUCAUGGAGGUCGCCUUCUACCUCUUCCUGUACGAGCGCUUCCACAAGAUCUGCGUUGAGUCUCGCGAGAAGGAGAUGGGCGACGCCGGUCUGUUGAAGGGCAUGCAUUUCUCUCGGAGAGAAGUCAAGACCAACUACAUCGACUACGUCAUGGUGCCGCUUGUCGCGCCAAUCUUUGGUUCCAUUCCAUGCGCGCAAGCGCAAAUAUGCCACUUCUGGACGCUGGACUUGGUAUACACCGUCAGCAAGAAGGUUACCCGACGGAGAGCGAAGUCGGUAACAGUCGAUGCGUUGGUAUAA